Eruca vesicaria subsp. sativa (arugula) is the source of this 177-nucleotide messenger RNA. Lineage: Eukaryota; Viridiplantae; Streptophyta; Magnoliopsida; Brassicales; Brassicaceae. The record is from the annotation of a GenBank genome assembly.
AUGCUUCUCUUCAAUCAUGCAGCUUACGAAAAGAACCAUGUUGAUUUCUUUCCCUACAACUACCAAAUUAAUCUCAAGAUACGGGCUAAUGAGCUGGAUUAUAAACGAGUUAAGCUGAAAAUAUGGGAUACUACUAGACAAGAGCGAUUCUGGACUAUCACAACUGGUUUCUCUUAG